Syngnathus acus (greater pipefish) is the source of this 2317-nucleotide messenger RNA. RefSeq names its product plasminogen activator, tissue (gene plat). The transcript has 15 exons. Bases 156 to 1973 code for a protein of 605 amino acids. Gene Ontology annotation, biological process: smooth muscle cell migration; plasminogen activation. Gene Ontology annotation, molecular function: serine-type endopeptidase activity. The record is from RefSeq and is a predicted model, not a curated record. Lineage: Eukaryota; Metazoa; Chordata; Actinopteri; Syngnathiformes; Syngnathidae.
CUCGCUCUCUCUCCUCCCCACUUAAAAAGUGAGAACAACCGGCGGAGCAGCUCACUCGCAGCGAGGCAACCAUUUGACAUCUCACCAGCAACAUCCUCCUCCUCCUCAUCUCUUAUUUGGUGAGAACUCAAGAGCUCCAAGGACCUCACGAAACCAUGUCCAGAAUAUUAUUAUUAUUGGUCCUUACCGCUCUCUUCUGCUACCUAGCGGACAGUGCGGAGCUCCUCCGCUCCAAGAGAGGAACUCGUUUUUACCGAGGUGAGCCUGAACGGAAGACACCCAGGCGGGCACUUUUCAUUGUUCAUAUCCAGAAGCCUUCACCUUCCUUUGACACCUCCCCACGUUGUGUGGAUAGUACGACAUCAGCCGUGCAUAAAUUUGGGGACACUUGGCUGCGAUGGAGGGGACAGCGUGUGGAGUAUUGCCGUUGUGCGUUAAGAGGACGAGAAUUUUGUCACGUUGUGCCCGUCAUCAACUGCUACGCGUCUCAUUGCUACAACGGGGGGACAUGCAAGGAGGCCGUGUAUUCUUCGGACUAUAUUUGCCAGUGCCCCGCAGGUUUCAGUGGAUCCCAGUGUGAGAUCAACACCAAAGAGAAGUGCGUAAUGGGGAGCGGGGACGCCUAUCGCGGAACGUGGAGUAUCAGCAAGUCGGGAGCAGAGUGCAUCAACUGGAACGCCACCGCGCUCAGGGGAAAGAAGUUCACCGCCAGGAAAGUGGACGCCAGCAUCCUGGGAUUGGGCAACCACAACUUCUGCAGGAACCCCGACCAUGACGGCGCUCCUUGGUGCUACACCUACAAAGGCACUCAAAUCAUCUGGGAGUUUUGUUCCUUGCCCAAGUGUUCAGAAGACAAGUACGACGAAUGCAUGCGAGGGAUCGGUCUGACGUACAGGGGCACCGAGUCGGUCACUAAAAGCGGCGCCCGCUGUCUCCCAUGGGACUCUCCGGCUGUCGCGCGCAAGUUCAACAACGCUUGGCAGUCCGACGCCCUCGAAGUGGGCCUGGGCAGCCACAGCUACUGCAGGAAUCCUGAUGGUGAUGAAGGCCCGUGGUGUCAUGUAUACAAAAACACGCGGCUGACUUGGGAGCUCUGCGAUGUGCCUAAAUGCACGGAUCGUCUAUCCACCAUCACACCACUGGGCCCUCGAGCUCCCGUAACUAACAACCAAGGGAUAUGCGGCCAGCGUUCGGAUAACACCCUGAGCCAGCCUACCUUCCGCAUGUUCGGAGGUCGCCAGAGCGAUAUUUCCGAACAACCCUGGCAGGCCGUCAUUAACGUUUACCAGGCUCGUCUGCGGAAACAUUUCCACCGCUGCGGGGGGAUUCUCAUCGACUCCUGUUGGAUCCUGACUGCUGCGCACUGCUUCGAGCCCACGGAUAAACCCUCAAAGUUGGAGGUCAUUCUGGGCAGGACGUUCCGCAAAGAGAAUUCCAGCAGUGAGCAGAUUUUCAAAGUGGAAAAGUACUGGAUCCAUGAGAAAUUCGACAAAGAGUCGUUUGACAAUGACAUAGCUCUGCUGAAGCUCAAGUCAGACAUUGGCGUGUGCGCUGUCAACUCUCCGGAGGUUCUCCCCGCGUGUCUUCCUGAACCUGGCCUGGUAUUACCUGACUGGACCGAGUGCGAGAUCUCAGGCUACGGGAAAGACUCCGAGUUUUCCGCCCAUUACUCUGAGCGUGUCAAGAGAGGUUUUGUUCGCCUGUGGCCCAGAGAGCGUUGUGUCCCUGCUGUGCUGUCUGGACGUACGGUUACCGCUAACAUGCUGUGUGCGGGCGACACAAGAGGUCUGGAUGAUGCCUGCAAGGGAGACUCUGGCGGUCCUCUCGUCUGCCGCUCCAACGACAAAAUGACCCUGAUGGGCGUCAUCAGCUGGGGUGACGGGUGCGGCCAGAGGGACAAGCCUGGCGUCUACACCCGCGUCACCCGUUACAUCGACUGGAUUCACGGCAAAAUGACGGCCAACCCCAUCUGAGCACCGACUAUGCGUGUUGUAUCCAAAUCUAAAUGGUGGACGUUUGAGACCAGAGGGUUGAAGGGACCAAAGAGGAACUUCUGUCACGGGCUCUUAACACUCACAGUUGCUCCAUGUUCUUCACUUCCUGCGCUUGAGGGUCCAGCGCGUCUCUCCUUGAGGUCAUCAAAGUUUGUUUACAUGCACGGAUGUUUUCAAUUGUUUUUGUCAAGUCAACUCUGUGGAGCUGUAUGGAGUUACAGUGGUAAAGCUCUGUGCACUUGCAAUGGCAAAAGACUCGACACGGACUUGUGCGGGACAUACAGUCCAAAAAUAAUCUGCUGGUUCAGAUUCUGAUCAAUUUU